Spodoptera frugiperda (fall armyworm) is the source of this 7275-nucleotide messenger RNA. Its product is annotated as ribosome-binding protein 1. Bases 7 to 7191 code for a protein of 2394 amino acids. NCBI's taxonomy places the organism in Eukaryota, Metazoa, Arthropoda, Insecta, Lepidoptera, Noctuidae. Gene Ontology annotation, biological process: cortical actin cytoskeleton organization; actin filament network formation. Gene Ontology annotation, molecular function: actin filament binding. The transcript has 61 exons. The record is from RefSeq and is a predicted model, not a curated record. Gene Ontology annotation, cellular component: cytoskeleton; cytoplasm.
AGAGAAAUGGGUACGAGACACUGGACUUUAGUUAUAGCACUCCUUCUGCCUUCCGGCUUAUUGGGGAGUCCUACAGGCGAUGAUGCCACUGGUUCCGCUGCUCUGUCCACAACUGUGGGACUUCGUGGUUUGGCUGAGUCAAAUGCAUAUUCGACGUCUUUAACACAUGGAGGGCGUGGAGGUGGCGGAGGUCUUGCUGAAUCGGGCGCCUUUUCAAACAUUUUAACACAUGGAAGAGGUGGAGGGUUAUCCACAUCAGGUUCACGUUCAAGUUCUUUAACUCGCAGAGGUAAGAGCAAAUCGCAAUCAGAUAGCUUCGCACAUUCGUUACUGGACCCUAGACGAGGUGGAAACAAUGGUGCUGAAGCGUUUUCGAGUGCUAACAGUAAUGCCUUUGGCAGCAAUGGAGAAUCAAAUGCUUUCACAGAUGUUAUGACAAGUCUAGGAGGCGAAGGCUCUUCACAGGCAGGUUCAUAUUCGAAUGCUGAAAGCAGUGGAGGAAGGAGAGGCAGUACAGUACAAUCCGGGGCAUAUUCGAAUGCUGCCACCAAUAACAGAGGACGCAGGGGUGGUUCCGCACAGUCCGGAGCAUAUUCCAGUGCUACCAACGAAGGCAGAGGUGGCUCGGCACAAUCUGGAGCAUAUUCAAAUGCUGCAACCAAUGAAGGAGGUAGAGGAGGAGGAAGGGCAGAGUCAGGAGCAUAUUCAAAUGCUAUGUCCAAUGGAGGAAGAGGAGGUGGUUCAGCACAAUCGGGAGCAUAUUCUAAUGCUAUGUCCAAUGGAGGAAGAGGAGGUGGUUCAGCCCAAUCAGAAGCGUACUCGAGUGCAAUGUCUGACGGAGAAGGCAGCGGUGGUUCCGCGCAGUCAGGAGCAUAUUCAAAUGCUGUGACUAAAGGAGGAAGAGGAGGUGGUUCAGCUCAGUCUGGAGCAUACUCGAAUGCUAUGACCAAUGGAGGUAGAGGAGGUGGUUCAGCACAAUCGGGAGCAUACUCAAAUGCAAUGUCUGAUGGAGGAAGAGGGGGUGGUUCAGCACAAUCAGAAGCAUACUCGAGUGCAAUGUCUGAUGGAGAAGGCAGAGGUGGUGCCGCGCAGUCAGGAGCAUACUCAAAUGCUAUGACCAAAGGAGGAAGAGGAGGCGGUUCAGCUCAAUCUGGGGCAUACUCGAAUGCUAUGUCAAAUGGAGGAAGAGGUGGUGGUUCAGCACAAUCGGGAGCAUAUUCAAAUGCCAUGUCCAAUGGAGGAAGAGGAGGUGGUUCAGCCCAAUCGGGAGCGUACUCAAAUGCUGUGACCAAUGGAGGAGGCAGGGGUGGCUCAGCGCAGUCCGGAGCGUACUCGAAUGCUAUGUCCGAUGGAGGAAGCAAAGGUGGUGCAGCGCAGUCAGGAGCAUAUUCGAGUGCUUUAACCAACGGAGGAGGUAAAGGUGGUGCAGCGCAGUCGGGAGCAUAUUCGAGUGCUUUAACCAACGGAGGUGGUAAAGGUGGUGCAGCGCAGUCAGGAGCAUAUUCGAGUGCUUUAACCAACGGAGGUGGUAAAGGUGGUGCAGCGCAGUCAGGAGCAUAUUCGAGUGCUUUAACCAACGGAGGUGAUAAAGGUGGUGCAGCGCAGUCAGGAGCAUAUUCGAGUGCCUUAACCAAUGGAGGUGGUAAGGGUGGUGCAGCGCAGUCAGGAGCAUAUUCGAGUGCUUUAACCAACGGAGGAGGUAAGGGUGGUGCAGCGCAGUCAGGAGCAUAUUCGAGUGCUUUAACCAACGGAGGUGGUAAGGGUGGUGCAGCGCAGUCAGGAGCAUAUUCGAGUGCUUUAACCAACGGAGGUGGUAAGGGUGGUGCAGCGCAGUCAGGAGCAUAUUCGAGUGCUUUAACCAACGGAGACGGUGAGGGUGGUGCAGCCCAAUCAGGAGCAUAUUCGAGUGCUUUAACCGACGGAGGUGGUAAGGGUGGCGCAGCGCAGUCAGGAGCAUAUUCGAGUGCUUUAACCAACGGAGAUGGUAAGGGUGGCGCAGCGCAGUCAGGAGCAUAUUCGAGUGCUUUAACCAACGGAGACGGUGAGGGUGGUGCAGCGCAGUCAGGAGCAUAUUCGAGUGCUUUAACCAACGGAGGUGGAAAGGGUGGUGCAGCGCAGUCAGGAGCAUAUUCAAGUGCUUUAACCAACGGAGACGGUGAGGGUGGUGCAGCGCAAUCAGGAGCAUAUUCGAGUGCUUUAACCAACGAAGAAUCUGCAGAGGAAUCCAAAUCAGGUGAAGAGAAUGAAGCAGAAAAGUCACAGGAAGGAGAGGAAUCUGCAGAGGAAUCCAAAUCAGGUGAAGAGAAUGAAGCAGAAAAGUCACAGGAAGAAGAGGAAUCCAAAUCAGGCGAAGAGAAUGAAGCAGAAAAGUCACAGGAAGAAGAGGAAUCUGCAGAGGAAUCCAAAUCAGGUGAAGAGAAUGAAGCAGAAAAGUCACAGGAAGAAGAGGAAUCCAAAUCUGGUGAAGAGAAUGAAGCAGAAAAAUCACAGGAAGAAGAGGAAUCCAAAUCAGGCGAAGAGAAUGAAGCAGAAAAGUCACAGGAAGGAGAGGAAUCUGCAGAGGAAUCCAAAUCAGGCGAAGAGAAUGAAGCAGAAAAGUCACAGGAAGGAGAGGAAUCUGCAGAGGAAUCCAAAUCAGGCGAAGAGAAUGAAGCAGAAAAGUCACAGGAAGGAGAGGAAUCUGCAGAGGAAUCCAAAUCAGGCGAAGAGAAUGAAGCAGAAAAGUCACAGGAAGGAGAGGAAUCUGCAGAGGAAGGCAAAUCAGGCGAAGAGAAUGAAGCAGAAAAGUCACAGGAAGGAGAGGAAUCUGCAGAGGAAUCCAAAUCAGGUGAAGAGAAUGAAGCAGAAAAGUCACAGGAAGGAGAGAAAUCUGCAGAGGAAUCCAAAUCAGGUGAAGAGAAUGAAGCAGAAAAGUCACAGGAAGGAGAGGAAUCUGCAGAGGAAGGCAAAUCAGGCGAAGAGAAUGAAGCAGAAAAGUCACAGGAAGGAGAGGAAUCCAAAUCAGGCGAAGAGAAUGAAGCAGAAAAGUCACAGGAAGGAGAGGAAUCCAAAUCAGGCGAAGAGAAUGAAGCAGAAAAGUCACAGGAAGGAGAGGAAUCCAAAUCAGGUGAAGAGAAUGAAGCAGAAAAGUCACAGGAAGGAGAGGAAUCUGCAGAGGAAUCCAAAUCAGGUGAAGAGAAUGAAGCAGAAAAGUCACAGGAAGGAGAGGAAUCUGCAGAGGAAUCCAAAUCAGGCGAAGAGAAUGAAGCAGAAAAGUCACAGGAAGGAGAGGAAUCCAAAUCAGGCGAAGAGAAUGAAGCAGAAAAGUCACAGGAAGGAGAGGAAUCCAAAUCAGGCGAAGAGAAUGAAGCAGAAAAGUCACAGGAAGGAGAGGAAUCUGCAGAGGAAUCCAAAUCAGGUGAAGAGAAUGAGGAAUCCAAAUCAGGUGAAGAGAAUGAAGCAGAAAAGUCACAGGAAGGAGAGGAAUCCAAAUCAGGUGAAGAGAAUGAAGCAGAAAAGUCACAGGAAGAAGAGGAAUCCAAAUCUGGCGAAGAGAAUGAAGCAGAAAAGUCACAGGAAGAAGAGGAAUCUGCAGAGGAAGGCAAAUCAGGUGAAGAGAAUGAGGAAUCCAAAUCAGGCGAAGAGAAUGAAGCAGAAAAGUCACAGGAAGAAGAGGAAUCUGCAGAGGAAGGCAAAUCAGGUGAAGAGAAUGAGGAAUCCAAAUCAGGCGAAGAGAAUGAAGCAGAAAAGUCACAGGAAGAAGAGGAAUCUGCAGAGGAAGGCAAAUCAGGUGAAGAGAAUGAGGAAUCCAAAUCAGGCGAAGAGAAUGAAGCAGAAAAGUCACAGGAAGAAGAGGAAUCUGCAGAGGAAGGCAAAUCAGGUGAAGACAAUGAGGAAUCCAAAUCAGGUGAAGAGAAUGAAGCAGAAAAGUCACAGGAAGAAGAGGAAUCUGCAGAGGAAUCCAAAUCAGGCGAAGAGAAUGAAGCAGAAAAGUCACAGGAAGAAGAGGAAUCCGCAGAGGAAGGCAAAUCAGGUGAAGAGAAUGAGGAAUCCAAAUCAGGCGAAGAGAAUGAAGCAGAAAAGUCACAGGAAGAAGAGGAAUCCGCAGAGGAAGGCAAAUCAGGUGAAGAGAAUGAAGCAGAAAAGUCACAGGAAGGAGAGGAAUCUGCAGAGGAAGGCAAAUCAGGCGAAGAGAAUGAAGCAGAAAAGUCACAGGAAGGAGAGGAAUCUGCAGAGGAAUCCAAAUCAGGCGAAGAGAAUGAAGCAGAAAAGUCACAGGAAGAAGAGGAAUCUGCAGAGGAAGGCAAAUCAGGCGAAGAGAAUGAAGCAGAAAAGUCACAGGAAGGAGAGGAAUCUGCAGAGGAAGGCAAAUCAGGUGAAGAGAAUGAAGCAGAAAAGUCACGCGGUGCAGCUCAGUCAGGCGCAUAUUCUAAUGCUGCAACAAAUGGAGGGGGCAAGGGUGGCUCAGCGCAGUCCGGAGCUUACUCGAAUGCUAAGUCAAAUGGAGGAGGCAAAGGCGGUGCGGCAGAGUCAGGAGCAUAUUCUAGUGCCGAAACCAAAGGAGGUCGGGGUGGCUCAUCAGCGCAGUCAGGUGCAUAUUCCAGUGCUGUAACCAAUGGAGGAGGAAAAGAUAAUGAAUCACAGUCACAGGAAGAAGAGGAAUCUGCAGAGGAAUCCAAAUCAGGCGAAGAGAAUGAAGCAGAAAAGUCACAGGAAGAAGAGGAAUCUGCAGAGGAAGGCAAAUCAGGUGAAGAGAAUGAGGAAUCCAAAUCAGGCGAAGAGAAUGAAGCAGAAAAGUCACAGGAAGAAGAGGAAUCUGCAGAGGAAGGCAAAUCAGGUGAAGAGAAUGAGGAAUCCAAAUCAGGCGAAGAAAAUGAAGCAGAAAAGUCACAGGAAGAAGAGGAAUCUGCAGAGGAAGGCAAAUCAGGUGAAGAGAAUGAGGAAUCCAAAUCAGGCGAAGAGAAUGAAGCAGAAAAGUCACAGGAAGAAGAGGAAUCUGCAGAGGAAGGCAAAUCAGGUGAAGAGAAUGAGGAAUCCAAAUCAGGUGAAGAGAAUGAAGCAGAAAAGUCACAGGAAGAAGAGGAAUCUGCAGAGGAAUCCAAAUCAGGUGAAGAGAAUGAAGCAGAAAAGUCACAGGAAGAAGAGGAAUCUGCAGAGGAAGGCAAAUCAGGUGAAGAGAAUGAGGAAUCCAAAUCAGGCGAAGAGAAUGAAGCAGAAAAGUCACAGGAAGAAGAGGAAUCUGCAGAGGAAGGCAAAUCAGGUGAAGAGAAUGAGGAAUCCAAAUCAGGCGAAGAGAAUGAAGCAGAAAAGUCACAGGAAGAAGAUGAAUCUGCAGAGGAAGGCAAAUCAGGUGAAGAGAAUGAGGAAUCCAAAUCAGGCGAAGAGAAUGAAGCAGAAAAGUCACAGGAAGAAGAGGAAUCUGCAGAGGAAGGCAAAUCAGGUGAAGAGAAUGAAGCAGAAAAGUCACAGGAAGAAGAGGAAUCUGCAGAGGAAGGCAAAUCAGGUGAAGAGAAUGAGGAAUCCAAAUCAGGCGAAGAGAAUGAAGCAGAAAAGUCACAGGAAGAAGAGGAAUCUGCAGAGGAAGGCAAAUCAGGUGAAGAGAAUGAGGAAUCCAAAUCAGGCGAAGAGAAUGAAGCAGAAAAGUCACAGGAAGAAGAGGAAUCUGCAGAGGAAGGCAAAUCAGGUGAAGAGAAUGAGGAGUCCAAAUCAGGCGAAGAGAAUGAAGCAGAAAAGUCACAGGAAGAAGAGGAAUCUGCAGAGGAAGGCAAAUCAGGCGAAGAGAGUGAGGAAUCCAAAUCAGGCGAAGAAAAUGAAGCAGAAAAGUCACAGGAAGAAGCUGAAUCUGCAGAAGAAGGCAAAUCAGGUGAAGAGAAUGAAGCAGAAAAGUCACAGGAAGGAGAGGAAUCUGCAGAGGAAUCCAAAUCAGGUGAAGAGAAUGAAGCAGAAAAGUCACAGGAAGGAGAGGAAUCUGCAGAGGAAUCCAAAUCAGGCGAAGAGAAUGAAGCAGAAAAGUCACAGGAAGGAGAGGAAUCUGCAGAGGAAUCCAAAUCAGGUGAAGAGAAUGAAGCAGAAAAGUCACAGGAAAAAGCUGAAUCUGGAAAUCAAACAAAGGAGGGAUCCAAAUCAGGUAAAAAGUCUGGUUCAGAAGAUAAGUCGCAGGAAGAAGCUGAAUCUGAGGAUCAAUCACUAGAGGGAUCCGAAUCAAGUGAAGAGUCUGGUUCAGAAGAACAAUCACAGGAAGAAGCUGAAUCUGGAGAUCAAACAAAGGAGGGAUCCAAAUCAGGUAAAAAGUCUGGUUCAAAAGAUAAGUCGCAGGAAGAAGCUGAAUCUGAAGAACAAUCACUAGAAGGAUCCGAAUCAAGUGAAAAGUCUGGUUCAAAUGAUAAGUCGCAGGAAGAAGCUGAAUCUGGAGAUCAAACAAAGGAGGGAUCCGAAUCAAGUAAAAAGUCUGGUUCAAAAGAUAAGUCGCAGGAAGAAGCUGAAUCUGAGGAUCAAUCACUAGAGGGAUCCGAAUCAAGUGAAGAGUCUGGUUCAGAAGAACAAUCACAGGAAGAAGCUGAAUCUGGAGAUCAAACAAAGGAGGGAUCCAAAUCAGGUAAAAAGUCUGGUUCAAAAGAUAAGUCGCAGGAAGAAGCUGAAUCUGGAGAUGAAACACAGGAGGGAUCCGAAUCAAGUAAAGAGUCUGGUUCAGAAGAACAAUCACAGGAAGAAACUGAAUCUGGAGAGAAAUCAGAAGAAUCCAAAUCAGGAGAAGACUCACAGGAAAAUGGAUCAAAGUCUGGAGAAGUGACGCCGGGAAAAGAAUCAGGGAAAAAAUCAAAGGAAGAAGAAUCAGGAAAGGACAAACACCCUAUAAGGUGUGGCAAGUCUAACAGAAGGAAAAGAAAAUCCGACUACAUUGAAAAAUGGAAGAAAUACCUAACUCGAAUAUCAAAAGCCCGUGAUCAUGCAAGAGGAAGGCAUCUUAAGAAAUUAUCAAAACUACGCAUACCGAGAACAAAACUCUGCCUUUGUGACGCCGAUGAAUCGAAAUCAACCCCAAAAAGAGAACAUAAACAUAAACUUUUUAAGCACGAAAAACAUGAAGGGCACAUGAAACGCGGUGGACACAAGAGACACGAAGGGCACAAAAAGCAUGAUGGACAUAAACGGCUCAAAGGACUAAUAGAAAAGCUAAAACGCCACAAAAAACCCGGACAACAAGAAAAUUGAUUUAAAUUAUCUUAAACACGUAUCUACUAUCUAUCUAUGGUAACGGAUUAUUACAUCAUCAUAAUAAAUUAUUGAAGCAAGCAA